AUGGCUAGUGGUUAUUUGCCGGGAAGGUGCCGUUGGGUAGGCUGUGAUUCAAUAUAUUCGUCUAUCAAGGAUGCUGUUAAAAACAAAUCCACAAUCGAAACUUUAUAUUGUAAUGUUAAAUUAUUUGGUUCUUGUGAUGGUCUGGUUUACCUUUGGGAUGAUAGUAAGAAACUCCUUUUUCUUCGGAACCCAGCCACCAAACAGCAGAAAAUAAUACCCAAAUCAUCAGAAAAGUAUACGAAAGAUGAUAUCCACAUGUAUGGUUUUGGUUAUGAUUGCAAGAUUGAUGAGUACAAGGUUAUACAUGUUGUGAAAUUAGAUGAAACUAAUAAGGACAACAGAUGUUUAAUCGACGUCUAUACUCUAAGAAAGAAUGCCUGGAAAAGCAGUCACGCUGAGCUUGACAUGCAUAUUAUGGUCCCUUGGAAUCGAGAUAUUGGGGUGCUUGUAAAUGGAGUUUUGCACUGGUCCGGCAAAAGAGACUUCAAGGUAAUCAUCACUUUAGAUAUCAGCGAAGAGAAAUUACAAGAAAUGGAACCACCUAAAGGAGCUAUAGAGAAUGGGAAUAUUUUGAGGACUGUGGGGGCUUUGGAAGGGUUGCUUUGUUUACUUGUAGUAAAUAAGGUUGACCUUGGAGUUUGGGGUGAUGCAGGAUUACGGCGUCCCAGAAUCUUGGACUAA
Messenger RNA from Papaver somniferum (opium poppy), 681 nucleotides. Its product is annotated as F-box/kelch-repeat protein At3g06240-like. The transcript has a single exon. The record is from RefSeq and is a predicted model, not a curated record. Lineage: Eukaryota; Viridiplantae; Streptophyta; Magnoliopsida; Ranunculales; Papaveraceae. The coding region runs from base 1 to 681 and encodes 226 amino acids.